Cucurbita maxima (winter squash) is the source of this 2408-nucleotide messenger RNA. RefSeq names its product coronatine-insensitive protein 1. The transcript is spliced from 3 exons. The record is from RefSeq and is a predicted model, not a curated record. Bases 194 to 1969 code for a protein of 591 amino acids. Gene Ontology annotation, cellular component: SCF ubiquitin ligase complex. Lineage: Eukaryota; Viridiplantae; Streptophyta; Magnoliopsida; Cucurbitales; Cucurbitaceae. Gene Ontology annotation, biological process: SCF-dependent proteasomal ubiquitin-dependent protein catabolic process.
UUUUUGUUGGGAGGGGCAUUUUAUUGUGUGUNGAGCUAUUCAUCCGACCGACUUUGUGAGAAUUUAAGUUUGAGAUGGAUGUUUAAUUGAGUAAGAGCUUGGCGGUUUUGGAUUUGUGAUUCGACUUGGAGUUGGAGUUCGGAAAGUGAAGACUGGGGCUGGAAGAUUGCGUUGUUCGAGCUUAAUCCGAGUUAUGGAAGAAAGGGACGCUAGUAGAAUUAAUAUGGGGAUGUCAGAUGUGGUUCUUGGCUGUGUAAUGCCCUAUAUUCAUGACCCGAAAGAUCGCGACGCUGUGUCUCAGGUUUGCAGGAGAUGGUACGAGCUCGAUGCGCUCACUCGCAAGCACAUUACCAUCGCUCUUUGCUACACCACCACGCCGGAACGGCUACGGCGGCGGUUUAUUCAUCUCGAAUCCCUGAAAUUGAAGGGCAAACCCAGAGCCGCGAUGUUUAAUUUGAUACCCGAGGAUUGGGGAGGGUACGUAACCCCCUGGGUAAGGGAGAUUGCUGAUUCUUUCAAUUGCUUGAAGUCUCUCCACUUCCGGCGUAUGAUUGUCGUGGAUUCGGAUCUGGAGCUUCUCGCGCGUGCACGGGGCCGUGUUCUUCAGUCGCUCAAACUCGAUAAAUGUUCUGGAUUCUCCACCGAUGGGCUAUUCCAUAUCGGACGCUCUUGCCGGAAUUUAAGAACGUUGUUUUUGGAGGAGAGCUCAAUUAAUGAGAACGAUGGGGAAUGGCUACAUGAACUUGCUACGAACAACACCGUCCUUGAGACGUUAAAUUUUUACAUGACAGAUCUUGCCCAAGUCAGAUUUCAAGAUCUCGAGCUCAUAGCCAAAAACUGCCGUUCCUUAAUUUCUGUUAAAAUUAGUGAUUGUGAAAUCCUGGAUCUGGUGGGCUUCUUUCGAGCUGCUGGUGUUUUGGAGGAAUUUUGCGGAGGUUCCUUCAAUGAUCAACCAGAGAGAUAUGCCGCUGUAGCCUUGCCCCAGAAUCUCCGCAGUUUGGGUCUUACAUACAUGGGAAAGAAUGAAAUGCCAAUAGUUUUCCCUUUUGCAAACAUGCUCAAGAAGUUGGACCUCUUGUAUGCCCUGCUUCGUACGGAAGACCAUUGUACUUUGAUUCAGAGAUGCCCCAACUUAGAAGUGCUUGAGACUAGAAACGUGAUUGGAGAUAGAGGAUUAGAAGUACUUGCUGGUCAUUGCAAGAAGCUGAAACGGCUUAGAAUUGAGCGAGGUGCGGAUGAGCAGGGAUUGGAGGACGAGGAAGGUCUUGUUUCACAAAGAGGAUUGAUUGCUUUGGCUCAGGGCUGUCUGGAACUGGAAUACUUAGCUGUGUAUGUUUCCGAUAUCACGAAUUCCUCUCUCGAGUGCAUUGGCACUUACUCGAAAAAUCUCUGCGAUUUUCGCCUGGUCCUGCUGGAUCGAGAAGUGAGCAUAACGGAUCUGCCACUUGACAAUGGAGUUCAAGCUCUGUUGAGAGGGUGUUCUGAGAAGCUGAAAAGAUUUGCUUUGUAUCUUCGGCCUGGUGGAUUGACGGACGUUGGUCUUGGUUACAUAGGGAGGUACAGCCCAAAUGUGAGAUGGAUGCUUCUCGGUUAUGUGGGGGAGUCUGAUGCUGGACUGUUGGAAUUCUCUCGCGGCUGCCCCAGCCUGCAGAAGCUUGAGAUGAGAGGGUGUUGCUUUAGCGAGCAUGCAUUGGCAGCCUCCGUCAUGCAACUCACUUCCCUCAGGUAUCUGUGGGUUCAAGGCUACAGAGAGUCCUCCUCAGGCCGCGAUCUUCUGGCAAUGGCACGCCCGUUCUGGAACAUCGAAUUGAUUCCGUCGAGACGAGUUGUGGUGUCGGAUGAAGUUGGGGAUAUGGUGGUCGCUGAUCACCCUGCACAUAUACUUGCAUACUAUUCCCUAGCAGGACCAAGAACUGAUUUUCCAGACAGCGUUGUGCCAUUGGAUUCGUCGUCCUUGAUCGCGGCGUAGAGCAUAUGGGCUGUUGUACAUACAACAACAUCAACGUCAACGUCAACAUCAACAUCAACAUCAACAUCGACAACGACAAUCUCUCCUUUCUUCAUUUUUCCACGUCCUGUUAAUAGAAUUCAACGUUACAAAUUGCGGUUAGGAAUGUGUUUGCAAUGUCAUUUUGUUGUGGUUGUAUUAUAUAGGCAAGAAAGAAAGACAGACAGACAGACAGACAGAGAAGACAGAGAAGACGGUUUUAGUGUUGUAAUAAUAAGGCUGUGUUUUUUGUUCUUAAAACAGUUUAUGCAAAGACUCUUCCCUUUUCCUUUCGCCCAUUUGGAAGAAGAAGGCUGUGUUUUUUUUUUUUUGUUUCUGAGUCGAAUCCUUCCUAAAAAAGUUAGUUGGAGAAUGGUUUGUUGUAUCAGUUGUGGAUAAAUGAAAGAGCCCUUUACCUUCA